Messenger RNA from Lynx canadensis (Canada lynx), 1179 nucleotides. RefSeq names its product chromosome C1 C1orf162 homolog (gene CC1H1orf162). The coding region runs from base 383 to 802 and encodes 139 amino acids. The record is from RefSeq and is a predicted model, not a curated record. Lineage: Eukaryota; Metazoa; Chordata; Mammalia; Carnivora; Felidae. The transcript has 8 exons.
GUAGUACUAAGUCACGGAAGCAAGUGAAAAGUUCAGUCUUACACGAUUGGCGUCUUGUGACCGGACUUUUUCUUAGAAGGGUGGGGUGGCCCAAAAUAUUUUAAAGGUGGCAACGGUGACAUUUCUUUGUGAUGGUGGUAAAUUGAGAGCCAUUCAAGUGAAGAUUAAGAUUUUACAGAAUCCUACGGAUCCGGAACCACUCCCUCUCGUCUCCCCAGUGUGUCUACAUCAGUCUCCUGUGAGUUACUUGCUUGUGAGUCGGUUCUGGACCAAUCAACCUAUUCUUGGCGCCCCGCUAAGAUUAAUUCCGGACGUGCAAAGCUGAGGACUAGUUGCUGAGGCUUUCUAAGAGGAACCUUUUUUAUUUUCAGGGGAAGACGGCAUGGGAGGAGGUCAUUCCAAACCUGAAUGCAACAACAACAAACAAAGCACCAACACAGUAGCCCCAACACCUCCGUUCUCCUUCUGGGAGCGCACCAACAUACAGUAUUUGCUCUUGGCCUUUUUUGCCGGGGUCCUGCUCACGCUGCUGCUGUUGGCCCUUAUCUUCUUCGUCAUAAAGAGCUACAGGAAACGUCACUCUAGUCCCUGCGCCCUGGAUCCUCCCUUCGAUCCUCACUCUGGCCAAGAUCCUCCGGCCAAGCUUUCAUCCCCAGAGGAAGCACUCACCUAUGCUAGCAUGACUUUCCAAAUCGCAGAAAAGAAUCAUCACCUGACUGAGAAACAUUCUGCAGGCUUGGAUCCAGUUGUCUACUCUCAGAUCAAAGUGACAAACUCACCCGACCUUUCCAGUGAGGCUUGACGCCAGUCCCUCUUAUCUCAGCUCCGUCUUUAUAUAUCACUUUCCCUUUGGACAAAUUUGGGACCACAGCCUGACCAGACUACAGUUGGAGUUGUUGGGGUGUGAUCUGGCCAUGUUAGCCAGCAUGUUUGAAGACCAAGGGCCCAUCUUUCCCUUGGCCUGAGAAAAGAUUGCUGGCCCGGCCACUUGAACGGACAGUCUGAUAGCCCCUCAAGGGCUGAGACUGCCUCGCUUGUCCCCUUUCAACGAGUGUGGUAGUACAGAGCUCAGGGCACAAAGAAUGUUCACUCAGGGCCACUGAUCAGUUUGGGAGAAGUCAACCAACUGGGCAAGUUAGCAAGAAUUACAAAUAAAAGCAAACCCCCUGCAAAGCCGGC